AUGAUGAAGAUCCUUUGGAAGUCAACCUUGAAGGACAUAUUGCUUCUAUGGACCAUUUCCAAUCUGAAGUUCUGUGUUACGGGACACCCUAUGUCUAACGCACUAUGUGCUGCUGAAGACGCCAAAAUUCUUGGAGCUACUGCCCAUGGGGAUGAUGUUCUUCAAGUAUCCAGUGAUUUCUCGCAUCAAACCCCAGAUGGUAGAAACAUUGGAACCACCGCGGUUGUUAAACGUCCAAAGACCGGCUUAGAGGAUUCAGAAGUUGCCGGGGCCAUGGGCAAUGGUCACCUUAAUAGUCUUGACGCACUCCGUGAACAGCCAAAGAAUGAUCUCUCUGGUGCGGAUGUAAGAUUGUUGGCUAGUCAAGUUGAUGACUCCAAGUCCACUCCACCAGUGCACGAGGGCACCAAAAGCUCUGAGCAACCCCCAAAAUCCAAAGAUGUCUCAGCUGAACCUCUAGACAAGAAGGGUAGUCCUUCCACUGGAGGUUCUGGCGGAGAAGAUGGAAAAAUACUGCAGAGUCUCAAGAGUGGCGCCGAACGCCUUGAAAUUUGGGCUCGAGUCAAGCAAGAUUACGAAAAGUUGAACAUGGAAAAUAAUCCACUCAAAUAUCCUCAACGAACUACAAAUUUGGAAGCGCCGGGAGCGCCUGAUCUACCUCCAAUAUUUGCAAAAGGACUCGGCAAGGCUUUCCGUAUAGAUUUUAAAUAUCUCAAGCCAGCUGAAGUGCAAAAACUCCCUCCUUAUGAACUUCUCCGAUACAUUUCAGAGAGGGAUGUCAAUGUGCGUAAAAAUACCAGAAAGUUGGACGACCUCGCACGAAAUUAUUACUCGGCUCAAAAAGAUGCUUUCUACGCGGCUGCAGGUGAAAGUGCAGAUCGCAUUGAUUUAGAUAUUGAGAAUUUGGUCAAGAAGAGGAAUGAAGUGCUUGUAUCGAAGGGUAAAUUCUCUCAGGAAUAUUUCACAACGUUCUCCCAAAAUAUACGAAACUCGCUUGAAAAAGAUUUCAUCAAAAAAGCGGGAGCAUCGGACCUAGGCACCGAAUUCAGAACGAGAUACACGAAACUGCAGACGGCCAAAUCAACUUACGACCAAGCUUUCAACCUCGCCUAUGAGGAUGCACAGAAGCUUAUUUCUAGUGAAUCACUCGCACCAGGAGCCCUUGCCAAGCUCACCGAUGCCGAAUAUGUGAGAAAGGCAGCAUUUUUUGACGAAACUGUGGCACAAAAUCUUGAUGAUUGGAUGUUCUAUGAAAAACAAGCAGCUCAAAAGUUCAACGAGUUGUAUCCGAAAGUCUUGGAAAGAUUCAAGAAGAUUAAGGGUGAGGAGAAGUUCAAUGGGAGGAUGCGUAGCAUAAUUAAAAAACUGGAUCCACAUGCAACAGCAGAAUCGACUGAUCCUGAAGUCAUAAAACAAGCUGAGAGACAAUUUGUCAAAGAAGCAAAGGCCCUCAAAGAUCCUGAGAUUAAAAAAGCUGCGUUUGCGAUCAAGUCGUGGGAAAAAACUACUCGAAAUGCCAAAAAUAACGCAAUAAGAAGUGCUGAUAAAAUAUUCAAACGUAACAAGAUUUUGGAAUCUGCAGACUUGAGAUAUCCGGGUUGGUCGUUUAAAAGGUUUAUGCAAAAGAUCUUGGAUUGGUUUUUUGGACGUGAAAGGAAAGGACAUCAGAACAAAGAAGCGACCACAACAGCAAAGCCAUCAGCCGUAGACGGACCAACACAAAAGACAGUCCCUGAAUCAACACCAAAGACCAAACCUGCAUAUCAAUCAGAGCAGAACCUAGUUAAGCCAGGCAAACAUACACCUGAAGUUCCAAAACAACCAGAAGUUGAAGCUACAUCUGUUAAAGGUGUAGAUACCUCAGGUAAUGCUGACUUGAGAGCAGAACCCCCUUCCGGUGUCCGAGGACCUGGCUGGAGCGAUCAAGCUUCAUCAGGUGAGACUCCCAGCCUAUCUCAAGGAUCCUGGACAUCAUGGCUACCACGACUUAGAAAGAAAGUGCAAAACACAGCCUUUACCAAUAGAUGGUGGAGCCGGUAUAGAAGUGAUACAGUUUCCUCAGAGUCAGAGACGACUCCGCUCCUUGGGCCCAAUCACAUCCCCAGCUGA
Melampsora larici-populina 98AG31 is the source of this 2109-nucleotide messenger RNA. RefSeq lists its product as uncharacterized. The record is from RefSeq and is a predicted model, not a curated record. NCBI's taxonomy places the organism in Eukaryota, Fungi, Basidiomycota, Pucciniomycetes, Pucciniales, Melampsoraceae. The coding region runs from base 1 to 2109 and encodes 702 amino acids. The transcript is spliced from 4 exons.